Prorocentrum cordatum is the source of this 889-nucleotide messenger RNA. The record is from the annotation of a GenBank genome assembly. NCBI's taxonomy places the organism in Eukaryota, Dinophyceae, Prorocentrales, Prorocentraceae.
AGCGGCCUCUUGGGCUCGAACUCCAACGAGGUUCGCGCUUUCCAAGGAAACCGCAUCCGGCAGCCAGCGUCGAGGCUAUGUCUGCUUGCCGCGUGGCGCCCAUCGCUGGGCCCCCCCGCCUGGCUCGCUCUGCCACGUCUGCCACGGGCGCGGCCAGCGGCAUGUUCGAGCGCUUCCCUUGCGACGACCCGCUGGCGCCGUCCGCGACGAGGGCGUGGCGCGGGGUGAACUUCCGCAGGGGCCACGGCGUCAACGCCGUGCGCGCCCGCGACAACUCUUCGGGCAGAGGGGUCGCGAUGCUCGCCGAGGACCCCUCCAGGUGGAAGCAGAACGUCAAGCUUCCCAGGAUGGACGCCAGCGGGCGCCGACAUUCGGAGGCUAUCGCGCAGAGUCGUGCCGCCUUCGCGAAGGUUAAGCGCAGACCUGUGACGGGCGUCGGGAAGAUGGCCAAGAGGAGGUACAGAGCUUUGGCGAAGCUGUGCGAGAUCAUGCAGUCCGAGGAGGCUUCAGACGACUUCGAGGAUAAGCUGAGGGCGCAGGGGGGUGACCUUGCGGACAUCCAGGGCAACCCGGGGAUUCGGGUCGAGCUCGGCGACGGGGAGUUGCAUAUCGGGGGCGAGCGCGCGGAGCGCGUCACCGAGGCCCCCGUCGAAGGCGGCGAGCGCGAGCCAGCCCUGGGCCGCUCGGGCUCGCGCCCGAGGCGCAGCCCGUCGGCUCGCUCGCCCAGUUCAUCCGUCGAGCCCGCUCCCGUCGACCGCAGCAACAAGGAGCCCGGGAUCCCGCGCAGGGGCGCCCCGCCGCCCAGGGGUGGCCCCCAGGCGCGCCGCGGGGUAGCAUAACGCGACCGCGCGUCAGUCGCCCCCUUGCGCCCAGGAGGGCGAGAAGGAAG